Messenger RNA from Penaeus vannamei (Pacific white shrimp), 1615 nucleotides. NCBI's taxonomy places the organism in Eukaryota, Metazoa, Arthropoda, Malacostraca, Decapoda, Penaeidae. The record is from RefSeq and is a predicted model, not a curated record.
UUUAUUUUAACCGUUGCGUAACAAAAUUGGCGACCUUGCCAGGAUCCAGGUGCCGUGUAAUGUAUUAGGAAACUGCAUCAUUUAUGCCAGUUAUCUCUACCCGUCUUUGUAAACAUGGCAUCUAUCAUUAGUGAAGAGGAUGUCAAGAAUUUUCUUUCAUCAGAACCAUCUGUUGAGAAAGUUGAAUCAUUAGGGAACCAUGAACUAAAAUUAGUUGCUAAAUUUCUUGAACUGGAGUUUCCUUCAGAUGUAAAUAGAUUCCCAUUAGUUAACAUGAUUAACAGGAAAUUGUUUGGUAUAGAGGAUCCUUUUUCAGGGAAUUUCCCUGAAGAAAUUGACCGUGUUCAUGACUUUUCAGCUUCACAUGAAGUUACAAGUGAAGGCUCAAGCAAUCUUAAAGACCCUUGUGUGCUCUUAGAAUUAGAAAAGAUCCGUCUGGAGCAGGCCAAACUUGAUUUGCGCCGGGAAGAGAUGAAGCUAAAUCAUGAGUUUAGAAUAAAACAGCUGGAGAGCAAUCCUGUCUCUAUUCAUUCCUUUGAUGUGGCAAGACAGAUGAUGUAGUGGACCAUGGAAAGAUGUCCAAGCCACAUGAUUUUGUACAAGGGAAGAAAUGUAAGAUUUGUAAUUACUGUGGGAAGACUGGCCAUUGGGAGAGAGAGUGUUGGAAGAAGUCACGAGAAAUUAAGGCUAAAUCAGUAGCCUUGGUUUCCACUAAAGUAAGUUUAUCCAAAAAGUUUUCACCUGUAACUGUUUUCCCCAGAAAUGAAAAUAAAGCUUCUUUAAGAAAGUUGGAUGUAAACAGUGGUGAUGGGGCUUUCACUGGAUCGUAUGAUAGUUUUAUGCAUGAAGGUACUGUCUCACUUGAGGGUGGGGAAAAGAAAUCUGUUCAGAUUUUACGGGAUACUGGCGCUUUAAAAUCUCUCAUGUUAAAAGGUUUGGUUGAUUUUGAAAGCCCAGAGAAAAUAGUUGUUCAUGGAGUUGGAGGAUCCAUCUCUGUUACCCCUGUGAGAGUGUACCUUGAGUGUGAAUUCUUUGAGGGUUUUGUGUGUGUAGGCCUGGUGGAUCAAUUGCCUAUGCAUGUGUUCAUUUCCUGUUGGGAAAUGAUAUAGCGGGCAACAAGGUGAACCCUGUCCCGUUAUUAUCUGAGAAACCUGUAGCUGUGGAAGAAACUAAGCAAUUAGUUGAGGAAGUACCCCAUGUGUUCCCUGCCUGUGCUGUAACAAGGUCCAUGUCAACCAAUAUUAAAGUACCUCAGACUGGGAAUGUAAUCAAUCCUGUCACUACUACUGAUACUGAUGCUGUUAACUUGGCUGAUACCUUUUUUGCCACCAUUGACUCUGUAGAUAGAGUAGCACUAGUUAAUCAAACUGAUAUGUCUAAAGGAUUAAUUGAAUUGCAGCAAGCUGACCCUGAGUUGCAAGACUUAGCUGAAGCUGCUGUGGCUGAAAAUGAGUGUGAUGAACUGUCAGUUUGUUACUAUUUGAAAAGGGGUGUAUUAAUGCGUAAGUGGAGACCCCAUUCGUCCCCAGCAACUGACAGUGAGUGGGUGACAGUACACCAGGUAGUAGUUCCAAAUGUUUAUAGGUAUGAUAUAAUGAAACUUGCUCAUGAUUCU